AUGCCCCAGUUAAGGUCGGGGAAGGUGGUGACCGGUGGCAAGGUGAAGAUGGCCCAGAGGGUGGCCGCCGGCCUGAGCUCUCUGGGUGCAGAGGUAGGGUGUGAGCCUGGGGAGUUGGCAGGCAAGAAGAGCUCUCGCCCGGCACCAGAGAGAAAAGCUGAGCAAUCUUUACCGUCCUCUGUGCACCCUGCUGCGCUGUCCGGAGUUUCUCCUGAGCAGCAUGCUCUUCUGUUGCCCAUGCAGAAGGAGCAAGUCGAGAGCUGUCAGAGACUCCCCGGUAAGAAAAACAAGGGGAUCCAGUGCAGGGUGGCAUCACAAAGCAAGAAGGGUGUCGCCGUGCAGAUACCAGACGCUGCCGUGUGUGAAGAUUGGCGAGCAGCAACCAGGGUGGCAGGAACGUGCUGGGAAAAGACUGGAAGCAGAAGGACGGUACAGGGUCAACAGCCAUUUUUCUCGCGAAUUACCUUGCAGAAGAAAUUCUCAGGAGAGACCGGUAGGCCGGAAGGGCUGAACCUCUCAGGUUUCCCAGAGAGUUCAAGGAGCUCAGGAAAAAAGCGCAAACGUUCCUAUAUGGAACUAAAAUUGCAAAUCCCGACCUCGGAGGAGGAACUUGACAGCACAGAGAGUACUAUUCCCUGUUUGCCAGAAGCAGAGGUGCUGCAGCCUAGAAACAGCGCAUGUAGUACUGAAAUUAAAGGCAUUGGUUCCUUAAUGAUACUGCAACUGCAAAUCCCAGAUCUUAAAAGGAAUUUGGGGAAUGAGGAAUCGUCCUUGUCUGAAUCACAACCUUGGGAAGUGGUAGAUAACCCAGGGAAGAUGAAUCGAUGUUCUUUAAAAGGUUCAGAAAAGCCCAAGAAAAAAGAAAAGAAAUGCUUGAGAAAGAAAGGCAGGCCAUCUUUGCUGAAAUCAAAACUACAGGGGCCAAGAAAGAGAGGUGGAUCUGCCUUGGUAGAACUCCAUAGAAAGUGUCUAGAGUCCAAGAAGAGAGCUGUGAGUCUGAAGAAGAAGGACUCACUGGCGUUACUGCAUGUACAGGGUGUAAGUGGCCAAGAACAGCCAACAGCCAGAGGAAAGCUGCACAAGCGUUGCGUGAUAGAACAGCAGCAGAGCUCAGACCCUCAGAAAGGAACAGAUAGCCUGGGGGAAAGUGGGUAUGUUUCAUGCCAUCAGAGUCAAAGCAAUAAGUUUUUAAGUGAAAAAGAAUCGAAUAUUGGUAGAAAGCGUGCAAAAAAGAUGAAAAUCAGUGAGAUGUCAGCAGGGCAGAAUGUUUUCACAAAUGGGGCUAAUGAAUGCACUAAGUGUGAAUUAAAGACAGAAGAUGCCACAUCAAGCUCCUCUGCUGUCUUUGGACUAAAGCAUAAAGAAAUGACUCUGUCAGAUUCAUGGGAUUGUACAGAUGAUCUUCAUACAGGAAACAAUACUCGUGAAGCACAAGAGGCAUCAGCACAGAGGAAGAAUAGUACCAAAUCACUUGCAUUUGAAGGUGGCUUUAAGAAGACAUCUAAGCUCUCAGUAGUAGCAAAAGGAGAAGCUUCAAGCUGUGAGGCACCACAAUGGCACUCUGCUGCCUCGGGCAGUCUGAGAGCACUAACUCAGGCCCGUGGUGUUUCUAAUUGUCACGAAAGCAUGACAGGUGGAAAACUGAAUAAAGUUAAUAAGAAACUGCGUCAGUUUACCUGUCAAAGAACAAUACCUAUGACUGGUAAAAAUGUUUGGCCUCGUGAAUCUUGUGCCAGGACUUCUGAAUGGGUUCCUAAAAAUCACUGGUCCAUCUCAGAAGGAAAAAGACUUCUAAGUCCAGUCUUCGAGGAAUCCUCUGAUAAAAGCAGUGUCAAGGCUGUAGGAAACAGUGCUGUGACAGAAAAUUCAAGGCAGUUGGAUUUAUGUACAUCUCUGGCAAAAGUUAAGGAGCGUGCACAUAAUGCAGUGGAUCUAAAUGCUAAAUGCCUGACUUCAGUUGAAACAUCAGGAUCCUCUUCUAUGGAUAUUGAUGAGACUUGUGGAAUGAGCAAUGAAAAUGUGGAAUCACCAGUUACUAUGGUUACUAGUGCUGUGGCUUUUAACCCUGAUGAUAUGCAAGAAGUUAAAGCAACCUCAAAUUUUACAGCAAAACCAAAAAAUAAAAACAAAGGAGCUGUAACAAAGAGAAGCCCAUCUGUGACAGUCCAGAAUAAUACAUCUACAAGUAACAAAAGCAGAAUAAACUUAAGCUGUAAGGCAUCAGUUGUGAACCAGACGCUUUCUGAUGUAAAACUAAUGAAAGCAUUAAACACCAGAAACCUGACGAAUUUCAGAAUUCCUUUACGGAGAAACAAACCCGAAUGCAGGAAAUUGGAAUGUAUCAGUUCAUCAGAAAGAAAAACCUGUAGCCCACUAGAGCUCCUUGACAGCGCUAGUGUUUCGCAAAGGCAGAAAAGAGGUGAGGAGACUUGGGUAAAUUCUGAGCAGCAGCCCCUUCCUGUAGUUAGUGAUGCUACAUCUACAGCUUCCAUGAAGAAAAAUACUGGUAAGAUCAACAGUAAGGACUUGCAUCAUGAUGGCUCUGAAACCCUUUCAAAUGAGAUGCCCACGCUCCCUGAACAUGCCUCCUUAUAUCCGUGUCCUGCUCCUGAGAGGCAGCUGGAGUCAUCUCCAUGUGGCUUCAGUGCUGCUCAAUGUGUAUGGAAAUCAAAUUUUCCUGAGCAUUCAGGGAAUGCAGUUGACCAUCCCGUUGCAUUAGAAAUACAUAGUGGUGGCAAAUCAAGAGUGAAUCGUUCACAGCCCGAAAGUGAUUUUUUUCCAGAUAUUCUUGAAGCUUACAAAGAAGAUGUUCUUGUCAUUGAUGUGAUUCAGGAUGACCCUGAUCUUUUUGGAACCAAUGACGAAGAGGAGCUUACACUCACAGCCUGUGAUAAUUGGCCCACGAAGGCAUCCUGUAGUAGCAUCUUCAUUAAAGAAGAGAAGCAGAAUCUUAAGCCUGAGUAUGCUGUUAUUUCAGAAAAUAGAGGUUCAGUAAAUGCUAAUUUUAGAGACAUUACAGUACAGGAAUCUGGAAUGUUGAAUCAUGCUGAAAAUUCACAGGAUUUGGCAAUAAAAGCUACAGAUAUUAAAACCCAUAAUUCAUCCAGUAGAAACAGUCCUUUGCGAGGUGUUACUGAGGACUCUUUUGAAGAUGGGCAACUGGGAAAGCAAGAUGGAUUUCUAAAGAGUUUUGAAAUUAAUGAAAAGGCUUCUCAUUCAGUCCAGCAGAUCCUGGGGAUGAUUGAUUUGCCCCGUAAAUAUUGCAGAUACUAUUUCAUGACUUUGCGUGGCUGUGAAAGGGCAAAAUGUUGGUUUCGGCAUGUUCCCGAACAAAGACAUGAAAAGAUUUGCAUGGCAAUACUUAAGACAUACAUUAGUAUCAAAGAAAAAGGCCUUCUAAAACGUGCAGUCCAAAUAUUUGUCAGGUAUUACAGAGAAGUUACUCCUGGUGAGGAUUUUGCUUUUCAAGUGCUGAAUGAUCUUCUCGUUUGUUUGCUCAAGAACUGUUUGUUGCAAGAAGUAUUUCAGAUACUGCGUGUAGCUGUACAGGUUAAUACACUGCCGGCUGUGGAUGUUCUUCUGAAAGUUUUCGAGCAUGUGGCUUCUUUGAAUAUAAGAAAUGCUGUGCCUAAAUUAAUCAGUACCUUUCGUAAGCUCAUUGAUGCUGGCAUGUUUCUUGAGUUUGAACAUUUUAAUUACAUUACUAAACUCCUUCAACAAUUGCAAGUUUCCAGCCAGGAAAUAAAUGUUGUUUUGAACAUAAAAUCCAGAUUUCAGGAAAGACAUUUUAAAAGCAACUGGCUCUUUGACUGCAAUUUGGUAAUGAUUGAAAUUCAGCAUUGCAAGGAAAAAAAUGAUUGGAGUAAGAUGGGAACUUUGUAUGUUAAUGCAAGAACCGGAUGUGAACAUUUUGAUGACCUUCAGAAAUUGUCUUUAUGUAUUGCUGAAAUACUAACGAGAGAUUCUGAGAAAGACAGACCAGGAGUUCCUUUUUGCGAUUUUGCUGAUGCAGUAAUAACAAGUUUGACAUGUAAUGAAGCAGACAGGAUUUUCAUUGGAAGGACUGGCAUAAGCAUGAUGAAUUCUUAUCGCAAAGUACUACAGUGGAGAAAGGGAAGGACGGUUUUGGAUAAAUUGCAUGAGCUACAGAUAAAUUUUACAGUCUUGAAAGGACUUAUUGGUGCAGAGAACUUAGCAUCAAGAUGUCAAAUUGUUAAUAAUGCUGCAGAAAUUUUUCUUAAAACUGGAAGUUUGGAUGGAGCGACAUGGGUAUUGAGAGAGUCAGAAUGGACCACGAAUACACCAUUGUGGCCCUGUGAUGAAGAGGACAUCCUCAAUCGACAUAAUCUGUUAUGUUCACUAGUGCACAAGUACAUGAGGCAGAGUUUAUACAGGCAGGCAUUGGAAGUUCUUCAGAAUUUACCAGGUGUCCAAAAUAGUUCUGAUACUGUUGAUGUUUCUCAGUACAGCUGCGUUUUUAACCUACUGAUAAAAGCCUGUUUUGAGAGCAAGAACCUUGGGGUCUCAUCUUCUGCAGUAGACUUCAUGCUUUCAAAAAAUAUAGCUGUUGAUUUUUUUCUACUUAGAGGAUUAAUCACAGGUUUGGGAAGAAGUUGUUUGUGGAGUAAAGCUAGAACCUACUACAAAACUGCUUUAUCAUUGGGUUGCUACCUGCCGCUAGAGGGAAAUUUACAUCACAAAAUUUUGCCAAUUCCUUUUUACGUGUCUGAGGUUGAGAUGCUGUUGGCCAUUGAAUUAUUCCUCGUUUCAAAUGCCAGCGAUAUUCAAAGUCCAGGGGCUACUACUCAGUCUCUUCAAAUAAUACUGAAAAGAUGUGAAGACCAGACAGUUCAGAGUAACAGUGACUAUCAAGCAGGAAUGGAGAGACUUAGCCUGGCUGCUCAUGUAUCUGAUCCAAAGCUUUUUCUUAAGCGUAUGACAGUGAAUGUUAAUAUGGAAGAAGUUUACAGCUUGGAGCAUACAUCUGCUCUAAAAUGGCUUCAGGAGAAUAUGAAAUGGGCUGGAAAGGUCUGGCUGUUUCAGUAG
Messenger RNA from Cygnus atratus (black swan), 5046 nucleotides. It is a transcript of the gene TOPAZ1, whose product is annotated as testis and ovary specific TOPAZ 1. The record is from RefSeq and is a predicted model, not a curated record. The transcript has 17 exons. The coding region runs from base 1 to 5046 and encodes 1681 amino acids. Gene Ontology annotation, biological process: spermatocyte division; spermatid development. Gene Ontology annotation, molecular function: protein binding; metal ion binding. NCBI's taxonomy places the organism in Eukaryota, Metazoa, Chordata, Aves, Anseriformes, Anatidae.